This is a messenger RNA of Ictalurus punctatus (channel catfish), 4236 nucleotides long. RefSeq names its product cysteine-serine-rich nuclear protein 1b (gene csrnp1b). Gene Ontology annotation, molecular function: DNA-binding transcription factor activity, RNA polymerase II-specific; sequence-specific DNA binding. The coding region runs from base 16 to 1809 and encodes 597 amino acids. Gene Ontology annotation, biological process: regulation of transcription by RNA polymerase II. The record is from RefSeq and is a predicted model, not a curated record. Gene Ontology annotation, cellular component: nucleus. NCBI's taxonomy places the organism in Eukaryota, Metazoa, Chordata, Actinopteri, Siluriformes, Ictaluridae. The transcript has 5 exons.
UGAUUGGAAGUAGUGAUGUUAUGUGAGGACAUCUCGCCGGGAAAGCAGGAAGCAGCGUGGGCAGAUCAGCACUUUAGCACCAUGAGUGGGCUUCUCAAGAGGAAGUUUGAGGAGGUGGAGGAGGACCCGUGCUACUCUUCAUCCUCUCCCUCGUCUCUCUCCUCCUCUGCCUACUCCGGCUGGGACUCGGAUGGCGAGAGCUGCUACUCGGACACCCUGGACUCCACGCCCAGUAACCCGAGCUCACCGGCAGCGUCAUUCAGCACCACCUCCAUCCUCAAAAAGACCAAAAGACCACGGCGGGGCAAUGUGCAGUUCGAUCAGGUGACCGUCUUCUUCUUCCCACGGUGCCAGGGUUUCACCAGCGUACCUAGCAGAGGCGGAUGCACGCUGGGCAUGAUGCAGAGGCACAGCGCACAGCGCCGCUACACGCUGGCUGAGUUUGCGAUGGAACAGCGCCACCUACGGCGUGAGAAGAUCAAGAACAGGAUAAAAGAAGAGAAGCUGGAGGCUCUGAAACAGAAGCUUACUAAGAACGGUACCCAAGAAUCCGAAGAGGCAGACCAGCUGACUGUGGACGACAUCCCAGAGGAAGAGAUCGAUCUCAGCGGCGUGAACCUUGACAGUGGGUCAUUCCUCCACCCUUACCCAUCCAAGAGGCGGCAUGCCAUCCUGAAAGAGGCCGGAGUGAAGAAGAUUGACAAGGAGGAGAAGAGGCAGCUGCAUGAGCUGCGCAUGUCACGGGAGGACUGUGGCUGCGACUGCCAGGGCUUCUGCGAGCCUGAAACCUGCAGCUGCAGUUUGGCUGGCAUCAAGUGUCAGAUGGACCACUCGUCCUUCCCUUGUGGCUGCACCAAGGACGGCUGUGGGAAUACAGAGGGCCGCAUCGAGUUUAACCCCAGUCGUGUUCAGACCCACUACAUUCACACCAUCAUGAAGCUGGAGCUAGAAAAGCGUCUAGAGGAGCAUGCUUCUGAAAAUGACGCCACGUCAGACGAGCAGCCCGAGAUGAGCUCCCGAGCCCUCUGUCCAGCAGAGGGCAGCGUUGAGCCUAACGGCUCAAGCUUUCAUUUCAACUCCGAAUUAGCAGCUGCUGGAGAGAACAGCUGUAGUAGUGACAUGACGGACUCUUCUAGUUCUUCGGGUCAGAGCGAGGACUCGGAAGCAACUGACGCACCUCGGAGCGAACAGUCGUCUCUCGACGUGGACGAGAAUGGACUCGCGCAGAUCCUGAGCUUCAGCGACACGGAUAACGAUGAAUGCUCUUUACACUGCAGGGACACCAGCUGCAGUCAACAGCAGAGAAGGACCGAGACGUCAUCUGUAGGAUAUGGCAUCUUCAGCACUGUGGACAACGUAGACAGUGACGAUAACGCGUGCACACCACAAACAGAUCGUACAGACCGAGCUGCGGCUGUGUCCGAGCUCUCGGACGAAAACGCGAAUCAAGACGACACUCUCUUUCACAGCGAAUCGGUUCCGAACACCCCGUCUCCUACCAUCGAUAAUUACAUGGACCUGAGCCUCUCCUCGGAGUCCGACUUGGAGUUCUUCGACGGCUUUCCCUGUCUAGGACCCAGCUCGCUGUACAACUCUCUCAAGGAGUAUGAACAUUUGGACAACUUUUUUCAAUUUCAAUUGCCUGCCUACCCCAGCUUCCCACAAGUCAAUGACCAAGGCACCGGUCUCUUGGAGUCGCUCAUCGGUUUGUCAGAAUCUGUCCCAGAACCACCUGCUACUACGUUCACAGACAAUCAGAUGCUGGAAGAAGCCAUGAAGUUGUCCGUGAUGGAGUAUGUAAAAGUCUGAAGCGGUUGGACGUUUAAUUUUAAACACUAUGGCGGGAAAAAAAAAAAAAACGAAGAGAGUAUACAAUUGUAAAUGAAUACAGCUUUAAUGUAAUUUUGUAAUUUAUGGCGGCCUCUAGCUAUCAAGGCUAUCAAAAUUUGCAUUAGUUGCCUUGAAAAUGUUAGCAGUCUUAUUACUAUUAUUAUUAUUAUUACUAUCAUUAUUAUUGCCAUCAAAGUGGCAGCUAAUAUUUCAGUUUAAAGUCUCUGGCUGUCGGUUUGAGAAUAUUUGUACAUAUGGCCAGGAAGGUUGAGCUGAAUUGGUCACCCACAUUGGUGUUACUAAUAUUAUUACUAUUGAUAAGAUUAUUUAUAUGAACUUUACACAGGGCACAGAUGGGAGUCUUUUAAAAAAUGAAAAAAGAAGAAAAUGCUGAUUAUGCACCUCAGGGACUUUUUCUAGCUUUUGGAAGCAAUGUAUUGUGACCAUACAUCGCUGUGAUAGACCCUAUUCGGCUCUUCUGAGACUUUCCACCAAAACUCGAAACAGCAUUUUAAAGACCCCCUGUAGGGUUUCUCCGUCACGUCUGUACGGAAUCGCAAAGCUAGAGGAAGACUCCUCUCGUUCCACAAAACGGCUCAUUGGGAUCUAUAAAUGGUACACGAAUCUCCCCAAAGGCUCCUCAAUUAGCACUUUACCUGUGAAAAUAUCAAUGGAACUCAAGCGGGGGGCGGAUGGGUUGCUGAUGUGUUGACUUCUUUGCGUUCGGUAAAGACGUCGCGCCAUUAUUAUUAUUUUUUUUCCGUGUUAAAAGUUAGCACAAAAGUUACGCUACCGAGCGUGUUUUUUUUUGUUUUUGUUUUCUUACCAUGCCACGAAGACUUCAGUUUUCAAAAUCUCAUUCAAAAUACUCCUCGUGGAGAAUCCUUGCAGAACUGUGAGAUCUAUUUACCAUUACUACUUUAUGACUCUAUUUAUUCCUUAGGUUUUGAGUUUAUUUAUUUAUCUAUCUCUGAACACCAACUGAGUAUCUGAGCCACUCUGAGCUCUGGAAACGUGAAACGUGCAGCUUCUUGUGUGAGGGUUUUUAGGCCGUUUGUCAACGCUCGAAUCCGUUCGCGGUCGUUAACUCGCGUGAAGCAAAAUUUCUGUUAAGUUAUUUCACGGUUCAUUUCAGUAGUAUACUAAUUUAUUAAAUAGUUGCGCAAUAAAAGAAGAAGAAGAAGAAGAAAAAGAGCGGCGUUAAAAAGUUUACUCUAUGUGCCUGUUAAUCCAAGGAGCCAUGGUUGCUGGUCUAAUGUAAAAAGAGAGUUCUUUUCUAAGUGAUAAGCGUUUAAAAAAAUAAAUAAAUAAAAAUAAAAAAAACCCCAACCUACCUAUUUCCUAAGAUCAGAAUUGCAUUAUUGCCCAUGAUGUUGCCUACAAUAUAGAGAAUUACACUAAAAAAAAUUUUCUAAUUUAUGUAGAUUUGAGAGAAUUCUAAUCUCUAUCAUUGACAAACUAUUUUAUUAAAAAAAAUAAUUAAAAAAGGCAAUUUUUGUCACAUAUUGAAACAUUUGUAAUAUAUUAAUAUAGUUACACAGAUAGUUAUACUUCUAAACUUUAUUCUGGCCAGAAGUAAAAGAUUUAUUUCUUUUGUAAUGCCUUUUUCAGUUUAAUUAAACGAAAUUCGAUUGUACUAGAAUGUUUCGGCAGAAAUGAUUGACCACAUGGACUGUGGAUGAUUAGUUUAAAAAAAGAAAAAAAAGAAAAAUCUUUUGGAUAAAUUCUGCAUAUAUUAUGCAAAAGUGUAUUAUAUUAUGCAAGACGUAGAAGAACAAAACAGCGUUUGGUUGCCCAUGUCUCAAAGCUAAAACGUCCUCGAUGGAGGAACAUGUAGACAUGAUGUACAUACUCCACCUCCCACCCUUCAGUUUCUACGACUCGUCUCGACGUUCUAAAGCUAUUGCAUGUGAGAUCGAUUCACACUUUCGUCUCAGUAUAUGAUUUGCAAGCGCAAAACUGCACAAUCGGAACCGUAUUUGCUUUUCGCCUUCGUGUGCUGUUCUUGAAACACAACAUUCAUUUCCAUUCUCAAGAGGGCACUGCUUUCUGCAAGUACGCCGUAUUUCCUUGUAAAGACGCAUCACUCCUUAUGAAGAAACGGAAAAACGAUGGGUAUUUAUUAGGCUUAAUUAUUAUUAUUAUUAUUAUUAUUAUUAUUGUAUGUUUUGAUCUACAAGGCUUUUUUUUUUUUUUUUUUUUAAAGUGUUUCUUAAUUUGGUCAUUUAUGUUGUACAUAUUUUUUCAGCUUAAAAUGGUACUACAGAGCAAACCGAGCUGCUUUUUUUAAUUUUAUUUUAUUUUUUUAAAUAUAUUUUCACGCUCAACAGGUAAAAGCUGUUCAUUUUCAUUCAAGUCAGUUGACAGUAGUUUGUCAUUUCAAAAUAAAAGUUCAGCUUUUUCUUA